AUGAGCGUAGCUCUCGUGACAAUGGAUUCCGCGUAUGGCCUUCGACUGGGAAUUGGCAGCCAUCACCACCACCACCACCACCACCAUCAUCACCAUCAUCGGGUGCGCUCGCCCGAGAGUCACGUGGUUCCUCAUCAGGAUCAACAACCAGAUCAAAAAGACGACAUCGACGAUGUGCCAUUGAGAUUCAGCGUGGUAAACAUUCUCAGACCGGAUUUUGGCCGAGAGGCGAUUCUCAACACGAAAGCACCGAAACAGACCAAUUUGGUGGCCGAUCAUUCGACGACGAUCCCGGUCCCGAUCUCUCGUCACAGUCCUCUUUCUUUGCCACGUGAUUUGAGCCUGUCGUCGAACCGAUUGUCACCUACGAGGCCACAGCCCAGCAGUUUCUCCGUGCAUAGAGAAAGGGAUCUGUUCUCUUCUCACUGCGGGCUAACAUCACCCCUUCAGAGGAGCUCUACUGGCCUCAGCAGAAGCGGAAGUCUCGAGAGCUUGGCCAGCAGCAGAAGCUCGGUCACCGGAAGCUCCGUUACCGGAGCACCUUCAUUGGGUUCCACGUCCUCUACCAUUGGCAGCGACUCCUUAAGCGGAGAUAGCAGUUCCGGAAAUACGUCUAGUGCCACCACCAACUCGGCUGGACUCAACGGACAAAGUCCCUGGCCUGCGUGGGUUUACUGUACCAGAUACUCGGACAGGCCUUCUUCCGGACCGCGAACGAGGAGGGUGAAACGAUCGCAGAGCGGGAAGAACGGCUCGCCGGAGGAGAAGAGACCGAGAACGGCGUUCAGCGCGGAACAACUGGCCAGGCUGAAGAGGGAAUUCGCGGAAAAUCGAUACCUGACCGAGAGAAGGCGGCAGCAGCUCUCCCGAGACCUGGGCUUGAACGAGGCGCAGAUUAAGAUCUGGUUCCAGAACAAAAGGGCAAAAAUCAAGAAGGCCAGCGGGCAGAAAAAUCCGCUGGCUCUUCAAUUGAUGGCCCAAGGUCUGUACAAUCACUCGACGGUGCCCGUUGACGAAGACGGCGAGGAAGUCGUGACUGGAAGCAAUCAUUCGCACUAAUGACGAGCAACGUGUCCUCGAGAAAGUCGCUCGUUGUUCGUCGUUCUCGAGAAAUUUUCAUUACAUGGCCGGCCACUCGCCGCGUCGCAACAACGUUUCCAACAUUUCCUCGAACGGAAAUGAUCGCGAAAUCAUUUGAAAUCGAUCACGUGUCUAAUCGGAAUUUCGUACGCGUUUAGAAAUGGGAAACGUUUGAAGAAGUAAGAAAUGCGACAAUAUUUAUCGUUGAUCAGGACGGCAGGAUCUUGAUCUACUUACGUAGCUAUGCUAAGCGAUUACCAAAUAAUUUUUUACUUUAGCUUAGACGUAGCUGCAACGAUGCUUCUUGAAACAGAGGAAUCUGGAGCGAUUUGUAAAUCAGAGAAAGAUAUAGAUAGAUAAAUAGACAGAGAGAGAGAGAGAGAG
Messenger RNA from Heterotrigona itama, 1464 nucleotides. Lineage: Eukaryota; Metazoa; Arthropoda; Insecta; Hymenoptera; Apidae. The record is from the annotation of a GenBank genome assembly.